AGCAUCCACAUCCACAUCCACCCCAACCCAUCCACGCAUCUUUUCCGUUCAGUGAGCAUCCGAUGAUGAUGAAAUUGAAUCUGCUCCGGCUCUAAAGGCAAUAAAAGUGGGCGACUGACCAGAGAGAUGCGUCACAAGUCGGUCGACAGUCGGAGCAGCCAUAAGUUAUGGAGCCAUGGAUCUGGAUAUCCUGAAUCAGCACACGUUUACCAUCCUCUGGAUCAUCUGCCUGCUGACAUUGAACCUUGAAAGCUGCCAGGCGAAACCAGGUUCAAGCAGCGGGGAGAGGGUCCACAUCCGUCUCCACAUGCCGGAGGUGGUGCGUCAGCACACGCAUUACCACAACGUCUACAAGUAUCACCCGAAAAUCCAUCCCGUUCCUGCGCCCGUUCAAGCACCUACAGCGAUCGCUUCGUCGCCUCCAAAAUACCUGGGUAAACCCCAUGUCCAGCUUUUGGGUUACACAACCUCCGUGGGAAGCUCGGGACCAAUGGCACCCAAUCUAAUGCAGCUAAUGGCCACUGCAGCCACGCCCAGCAUGAUGCCAUCGCCCACAAGUCUAAUGCCCAAUUAUGGACCCGCUUUAUUCGACAAUUACAAUCAGGAUGCUGCGACACCAUUGAGUGUGGCGACAACGACAACGACAAUGAGACCUCUCCAGGCCUUGAAAGCUGCCACCAAACAGCAACAGAUGUUGCAACAAUUGUUCUCUGCACCUCAGCAAGCCGAUGAUGAGGAUACCUCUUCAGUGGAGGAUAAUCAAGUGGAAAACAACUCAUUGCUUAACAACAGUUUCCUGGAGGCCCUGCAAAAGGAAUAUCUUUCGAAAUUCGGAGGACGUCGAAAGCGCAAGAAAUCCAGUUCAAAGCUAAAGAACACCUCGAUCAAGGACUACUCCAAUAACUACAGGAGUAAACCCUACUAUUAUCAAGAUGAGGAUCUCUCGGAGAACUUUGAGGAUUAUCAGGACGAGCCACAGGACCAUGAGGAUUACGAGGAAGUAAUGAUGAUGAGUACACCCAGUAAAUAUGGUGGUUACUAUCCCACAGGAUCGGAGGAAGCUGAGGAUCAAGCCCAGGGUUAUGAUACCGCUGUGGCUUUUAGUGGCCAGGACAAUAGCAUUUCAUCUUCGAUACCCACUACUAUGGAGGAUUUCCUAGAUAGUGUGAAUAAUCCCGGAUCCAGUUCCAACUACGAUCCUUAUGACAACUGGCAGCCCUAUUCAACCAGUCCCACCAUGAGUAACAGCUGGUCCAGACCCACCACGAACUCGUAUACGAAUUCUCACAAUAAUUCUUCAAAAAGCCCAAAAUCAAGGCCCAUUCGAUCCCGAGGUAGAAAGAAAAUACGAUAUGUAAAAUUAAUCACGAGAAAGAAGCGAAAAAAUCAUAUUCGAACCAAAAGAUAUCGUAUUUAAAUUAAAGUAAACUUUG
Molecule: messenger RNA, 1433 nt
Organism: Drosophila kikkawai
Lineage: Eukaryota; Metazoa; Arthropoda; Insecta; Diptera; Drosophilidae
Source: RefSeq, a predicted model, not a curated record